CGGCUGCGGCGACGGGGGCGGGCGCAGGCAGGAGGCCGCCUCCGCACACGCGGAGCCGGGGCGGGCGCAGGCAGGAGGCCGCCUUCGCACACGCGGAGCCGGGGCGGGCCCGCGCUGCUCGGUCCCGCUGCCGCCGCCGCCGCCUCCUCCUCCUUCCCCUUCCCCUUCCCCGCGGUGCUGGCGCCUGGCCCGUCCUCCUGUGCCGGCGUGCGGUGUCUCAGAGGAUUUCACUGUGCCGAGUGGUGUUUUGUUCGCCAUGUGGAGACAUUCACAAGCUGUCUAGAAGCCUUUUCCAUGUCAAUGCUUUAUAACCCAGGCUCCGUAAAUUUGGGUACAUAGAAGAAGAAUCUGGAAAUGAUGAUCUGAAGGUACUAGCUCUGCUGACACAAAGGUGGCAGCUCAGGUUGUCAAGGAAGAGUCAGAGCUCUGCUCCACCAGUGGUGCAGAGUCCUUGGAGUGAAGAGACUAUGUAUUGAUAUUGCUCUUAAACAGACAGGAAAUAAGCCAUUCUUCUUGCUUCUCAGGGCUUUCUAUCCUACACUGUGCCUUAAACAUGGAAACUGUAGAAAUGAAUAGUGUAUCCUUGAAACGUCCUCACUCUGAGGAUGAUGUGGCUAAUGCAGACGAAAUUAAAAGACAGAAGACCUCAGAGGAGUCUAAGACAGGGAACGACUCUGGGCAGAGCACUGAGACUGUAACAGAACAACCUGACAAAUCUCUGCUUGAGGACAUGAAAAAUGAAAUAAUCCCCAAUGAGGAAAGUGAGGAGCAGGAAGAUGAGGAACUAGAGGACAGUGAUGAAGAUGGAGAUCCAGAGAGCUUUGCAGACAUGAUGAAGCAUGGACUGACAGAAAGUGAUGUUGGCAUAACUAAAUUUGUUAGCUCUCAUAAAGGGUUUUCUGGAAUCUUAAAAGAGAGAUACUCGGACUUUGUUGUCCAUGAAAUAGGCAAAGAUGGACGUGUGAGCCAUUUAGAUGACUUUUCCGUUCCAGUGGAUGAUGAGGUAAAUUUUGAGGACCCAUCAGAAGAAACAUUUACAGUUUUGUCAGAUGAAGAUAAGCAGCGUUUAGAGGAGCUCCAGCUUCUUAAGAAUAAGGAAACUAGUGUUGCCAUAGAGGUAAUUGAAGACACAAAAGAAAAAAGAACAGUUAUCCACCAGGCUGUGAAGUCUUUGUUUCCUGGACUGGAGACUAAAACAGAAGAUCGAGAUGGAAAAAAAUACAUUAUUGCUUACCAUGCUGCUGGGAAGAAAGCCCUGGCAAAGGUCAGAACUGCAACAGAUCCAAGAAAACACUCUUGGCCAAAAUCUAGGGGAAGCUACUGCCACUUCGUACUGUACAAGGAGAACAAAGAUACUAUGGAUGCCAUUAAUGUCCUAUCCAAAUUUUUAAGAGUGAAGCCAAACAUAUUUUCCUACAUGGGAACUAAAGAUAAAAGGGCUAUAACAGUUCAAGAGAUCGCUGUUCUUAGAAUCACUGCACAAAGACUUGCUCAUUUGAAUAAAUGUUUGAUGAACUUCAAACUAGGAAAUUUCAGUUACAAGAACCAUCCACUGAAAUUAGGAGAACUUCAAGGGAACCAUUUCACUGUUGUUCUCAGAAACAUAACAGGAACUGAUUACCAGAUAGAGCAAGCAAUGCACUCUCUCAGGGAAAUUGGAUUCAUUAAUUACUAUGGAAUGCAAAGAUUUGGAACCACAGCUGUUCCUACAUAUCAAAUUGGCAGAGCUAUUCUACAGAACAAUUGGAACGAAGUAAUGGAUUUGAUACUAAAACCACGACCAGGAGCUGAAAAGGGAUACUUAGUAAAAUGCAGAGAAGAAUGGGCAAAGACUAAAGAUCCAGCAGCAGCCCUCAAGAAACUACCCGUAAAAAGGUGCGUGGAAGGACAGCUUCUACGUGGACUCUUAAAGUAUGGAAUGAAGAACAUAAUCUCUGCAUUUGGCAUAAUACCAAGGAAUAAUCGUUUAAUGUAUAUUCAUAGCUACCAGAGUUAUGUGUGGAAUAAUAUGGUGAGCAAGAGAAUAGAAGAAUAUGGGCUUAGAGCUGUACCAGGAGAUCUCACACUUAAAGGAGCCACAGCUGUUCAUAUUGAAGAAGGAGAUGUUGAUAACUACACUAUCCAUGAUGUAGUGAUGCCAUUGCCUGGAUUUGAUGUUAUUUAUCCAAAGCAUAAAAUUGGUGAGGCCUACAAGGAAAUGUUAGUAGCUGACAGUCUUGAUAUUAACAACAUGAGGCAUAAGAUCAGAGAUUAUUCACUUUCUGGAGCAUAUAGAAAGAUUAUCAUUCGACCUCAGAAUGUCAAUUGGGAGGUUGUUGCAUAUGACGAUCCCAGAAUCCCAUUAUUUACUACAGAUUUGGAUAAGCUGGAAGGAAAGCCAUUACCAGUUCUUCCUACAGAUGGUAAAUUCAGGGCACUAAAGAUGGAAUUCUCUCUUCCCCCAUCCACUUAUGCUACCAUGGCGAUUCGAGAAGUUUUGAAAAUGGACACGAGCAUAAAAAACCAGACACAACUGAAUACUACUUGGUUACGCUGAAUGAACUGCAAAAAAUUACUUAGAUUUGAACAUAUAUAAAGCAUUUUCCUAUUUACCUGUUCUGUACAAAUCUUUAAAGAUUGGUAGUAAGAGAUUUGUAUUUUUUUAAGUUUUUAUUAGUGCUAGCAUUUAACUUCAGUAGUCAUUUGCAAGAUGGUGGCUGUAAAUUAAUAUUGAUCUUAGUGACUGGUGCUUUUUAAUGAAUGAGUAAUUGCUUGAGCUGUAACAUGGGUGCAUCUAAGAAAUGGGCUUAUAAUAGUUUCAGACCUGGAAGAAUGUUUAGCUUGCUUUGGGUUUUUUUGGCAAGCAGUGAAUGUUUUAAUGAGUUCAGCACACCUUUAAGUCUCUUCAGAUACAUUGAACUACAGCUUAGGAAAAUGAGUUACAACAAAAUUAAGAUAUCGAUGAACAUUUAUAUCACAGAGGGUUUUGCUGGUAGCAUUUGCACUGAUGCAGUAGAGGAUUCUGUUAGCAAGGCUUUUUAUGUGCUGUAAAGAUGUACAGCUGUUUUAAGUCAUUGGUCUUUUGAGAAAAUACUUGUGCAUAUUUUCCAGCUUUACUAAUACCUGUACCAAAGAACAGGUACUGAAAAUAAAUUAACCUGAAAGUCUUGA
Molecule: messenger RNA, 3150 nt
Organism: Tyto alba (common barn owl)
Lineage: Eukaryota; Metazoa; Chordata; Aves; Strigiformes; Tytonidae
Gene: PUS7
Product: pseudouridine synthase 7
Exons: 19
Coding region: 554-2536 (660 amino acids)
Biological process (GO): pseudouridine synthesis
Cellular component (GO): nucleus
Molecular function (GO): RNA binding; pseudouridine synthase activity
Source: RefSeq, a predicted model, not a curated record